Molecule: messenger RNA, 1401 nt
Organism: Nannizzia gypsea CBS 118893
Lineage: Eukaryota; Fungi; Ascomycota; Eurotiomycetes; Onygenales; Arthrodermataceae
Product: UDP-galactose transporter
Exons: 4
Coding region: 1-1401 (466 amino acids)
Biological process (GO): pyrimidine nucleotide-sugar transmembrane transport
Cellular component (GO): Golgi membrane
Molecular function (GO): UDP-galactose transmembrane transporter activity
Source: RefSeq, a predicted model, not a curated record
AUGGGCAGAGAGUCGAGGGCGGGGCCGUCAGUAUGGCUGGGAGUCCCGGUCAGGAGCCUCUUGAUGGUGCUGUUGACGGUGCAGUCGUCCGCAUACAUCCUGCUACUGCAUCACUCAAGAGUUAUGCCCGCUGUUGGUGGCCAUAGAUACAUUCCCUCGACAGCUGUAUUCCUUAACGAAGUGUUAAAGCUCGCCAUCGCCCUCACAGCCGCUCUAUACGAACUCUCCUUCACAGCACAUACAUCGACGACAGCCACGUCCCUAUUUAUCACUCUUUCUUCCAAAGUGUUCUCCGGAGACAGCUGGAAGCUAGCCAUACCCGCUAUAUUCUACACCAUUUCAAACUCACUUCAAUAUGUUGCUAUGUCCAAUCUGGAAGCCGCGCGUUUCCAGGUUACAUAUCAGCUGAAGAUCAUACUAGGCGCGGUAUUCGGUGCUGCCGUUCUGCGCAGAAGCUUACCACCAGGGAAAUGGGCAGCGCUCUUCCUUCUUUUAGCCGGUGUGGUGAUUAUGCAUAUGCAAUUCUCCUCCGACCCUUCGGACCCCGAUAAUCACAAGCAUGUAAACCUACGACGCUCCCUCUCAGAUCUAUCAGACAUCAUCAUUGGGCGGGUUGAAGAAGAAGCUCCGAAGUUGACAAAACGUUCAGCUACAUACGAGGGUAUCAUUGAAGACAUGAUGCUUGCUCAUCCACGAUUGAAUGGAAAUAUCGGCGUUCUAGCUACCAUUGGCGCCUGCAUCACUUCCGCAUUCGCCGGAGUAUCCUUUGAAAGGGUUCUCAAGGAUAGCCAUACGUCUACUUCAAUCUGGAUCCGUAAUGUCCAGCUAGCCAUUUAUUCAAUUUUCCCGGCCUUGUUCAUUGGAGUCGUCUUCACUGACGGUGAAACGAUUGCUAAGGCCGGGUUUUUCCAGGGGUACAACUGGGUUGUUUGGGCGGUGAUAGCUUCGCAGGCCAUCGGAGGAAUUGCAACUUCAUUCUGCAUGACUUUUGCAGACAGCUCUUUGAGAUUUGCGCCUGGAGGAGUCAGCAUUGUCCUGAGCACUCUAAUCAGUAGCUGGUUCUUUGGCUUCAGCCCAUCGGUAAACUUCAUCAUCGGCACUGCCAUCGUGCUCUCUGCCAUUUACAUAUACCUACCCGGAAUGCAAUCAGGGAAACCCUCCAGUUCCUCCCGCAUUCCUCCAAUCCGCGUUCAUGCAGCAGAGAAAUCCGGAAAACCCUCCAAGAUAGAGAUCGACGAGACUCUUUCACCCCCAAACGACUUUUCUAUCAAACUCCCUACUACUCCUCUCCUAAAUGAGAGUGGAAUGAGUACCUCUCGACCCAGCUCGCCUAAUCGCCACCAUUCGCGCGUCCACUCAUCGAGAGGAUCCUACUUUCCGAAGCAAGGCCGUGAUACUUAA